Molecule: messenger RNA, 5821 nt
Organism: Poecilia reticulata (guppy)
Lineage: Eukaryota; Metazoa; Chordata; Actinopteri; Cyprinodontiformes; Poeciliidae
Source: RefSeq, a predicted model, not a curated record
UGCCUGUACCGAGUCGCUGCGCUAGCUCGCGGUACAGAGCUAAUUUGGUCGCUAGCUGGCUAGCGGAGUUAAUUUUCGGCACAACUGCUGAAAUUACACAAUUUGUGACAUAAAAAAGCGCUCUAUUGUUUUUAUGUGCACAUUUACCCGCAAUUUAUUUGUAAACAAAGUGUUUGGUGCUUAUGCAAUACGGUACUGGAACUCCCGAGGCAAGAUGGAGGACGCAAGGACGUGAUGUUUUUUUUAGGUCACAUGCAACCUCCCCCGUCUCAUUUUUUGAGAAUAAUCUUAAGUCAGUUGUAAAGUUGACGUUAACCAGAAGAUGUUACAGAAAUGAUAGCAGCACCAGAGAUACCACCAGAGUUCGCCUACCCUCAGGACACAGAUACCAGAUUCUCCUCAGACACAGACUUCUCUGAGGAUCCUGAUGGAAGAAGUGGAACUACAGCUAAAGGAAAGGGUGGGAAGAAAGGGAAGAAGGCGGCAGGGGAGAAAGGCAAAGGUGGAAAGGGAGCAGGCCGCAUAAAUGGCCACCAUCAGGAGAAUGGCAUGGAAAACAUGAUGCUGUUCGAGGUGGUGAAAGUGGGCAGGAGUGCAAUGCAGUCUGUUGUUGAUGAGUGGAUUGAGUCCUACAAACAUGACAGAGAUGUUGCACUGCUAGAUCUCAUCAAUUUCUUCAUCCAGUGCUCAGGAUGUAAAGGCGUGGUGACUGGAGAAAUGUUUCGCAAUAUGCAGAACUCUGAGAUCAUUCGACGAAUGACAGAGGAAUUUGAUGAGGACAGCGGCGACUAUCCUCUCACCAUAGCCGGGCCCCAGUGGAAAAAGUUCAAAACAAGCUUUUGUGAAUUCAUUUCUGUGCUAGUGCGUCAGUGUCAAUACAGUAUCAUCUAUGAUGAGUACAUGAUGGACACGGUCAUCUCCCUCCUCACUGGACUAUCAGAUUCCCAAGUCCGAGCCUUCAGACACACCUCAACGCUGGCAGCCAUGAAGCUGAUGACAGCCCUGGUGAAUGUAGCUCUAAACCUGAGCAUUAACAUGGACAACACCCAGCGCCAGUAUGAAGCAGAGAGGAAUAAAAUGGUUGCUAAAAGAGCAAACGACAGGCUGGAGCUCCUCCUUCAAAAGCGUAAAGAGCUCCAAGAAAAUCAGGACGAAAUCGAGAACAUGAUGAAUGCAAUUUUCAAAGGCGUGUUCGUUCAUCGAUAUCGAGACUCGAUAGCAGAAAUCAGGGCCAUCUGCAUAGAGGAGAUCGGUGUGUGGAUGAAACUGUACAGCGAUGCCUUCCUCAACGACAGCUAUCUGAAGUACGUGGGAUGGACGAUGCAUGAUAAGCAAGGGGAGGUACGUCUGAAGUGUCUGACAGCCCUGCAGGGCCUCUACCACAACAGAGAGCUCAAUGCAAGACUGGAGCUCUUCACCAGCCGCUUUAAGGAUCGGAUCGUCUCCAUGACUCUUGAUAAGGAAUAUGAUGUUGCAGUACAAGCGAUUAAACUGCUCACACUAGUCUUAAAUAGUACGGAUGAGGUCUUGACGCCCGAGGACUGCGAGAGCGUCUACCACCUGGUCUACUCGGCACACAGGCCGGUUGCAGUGGCAGCUGGAGAAUUCCUCUACAAGAAAUUGUUCAGUCAGCGAGAACCAGAGGAGGAGGGCGCCCCGAAAAGAAGAGGCCGGCAAAGCCCCAACGCCAACCUCAUUAAGACCACUGUCUUUUUCUUYCUGGAGAGCGAGCUCCAUGAGCACGCGGCUUACCUGGUGGACUCCCUCUGGGAAUGUGGUGCAGAGCUACUGAAAGACUGGGAGUGUAUGAUCAGCUUACUGCUGGACGACCCCAUGCCAGGAGAAGAAGCUCUUACAGAUAGACAAGAAACAGCUUUGAUUGAAAUCAUGCUGUGCACUGUGCGUCAGGCUGCUGAAUGCCAUCCACCUGUUGGAAGAGGAACAGGCAAGAGGGUAAUGACGGCGAAAGAGAAGAAAACCCAGCUGGACGAUCGGACACGAAUAACGGAGCUGUUUGCCGUGGCUUUGCCGCCUCUACUGGCCAAGUACGCUGUCGACGCAGAGAAGGUGACUAACUUGUUACAGCUGCCUCAGUACUUUGACCUGGAGAUUUACACCACAGGACGUCUGGAGAAGCACCUGGAGGCCCUGCUGCGUCAGAUCAAGGAAAUAGUGGAGAAGCACACAGACACUGAAGUUUUGGAGUCGUGCUCCAAGACGUACCACGCCCUCUGCAACGAGGAGUUCACAAUUUUCAACAGGGUCGACAUCGCUCGCUCGCAGCUCCUGGACGAGCUGGUGGACAAGUUCAGCCGGCUACUGGAGGACUUUCUACAAGAGGGUGAAGACGCGGAUGAAGAUGAUGCUUAUCAGGUUUUGUCGACUCUAAAGAGGAUCACUGCGUUYCACAAUGCACACGACCUGUCAGGGUGGGACCUCUUCACAAGCAACUUCAAGCUGCUCAACACGGGUAUAGAGAAUGGAGACAUGCCUGAGCAGAUAGUCAUCCAUUCGCUGCAGUGUACCCACUAUGUCAUUCUGUGGCAGCUGGCUAAGUUGUCCGAGGGCAGUUCAAGAAAGGACGACAUGGUCAACCUGAGGAAGCAGAUGAGGGCUUUUUGCAUGAUGUGCCAGCGCUACCUCACCAACGUCAACACGGCCGUCAAAGAACAGGCKUUCACCAUCCUGUGUGACCUUCUGCUCAUCUUCAGCCAUCAGAUGGUCUCGGGAGGCCGGGAACACCUGGAGCCUUUGGUUUAUUCGCCAGAGGACUCCUUACAGUCGGAGCUGCUGUCUUUCAUCCUGAACCACGUCUUCAUCGACCAGGACGACGACACCAACAGCACAGAUGGCCAGCAGGACGACGAGGCGGUAAAGAUCGAAGCUCUGCACAAGAGGAGGAACCUCCUGGCUGCCUAUUGUAAGCUCAUCAUCUACUGCGUGGUAGAAAUGAGGACUGGAGCGGACAUCUUCAAGCAGUACAUGAGAUAUUACAACGAUUAUGGUGACAUCAUCAAGGAGACCAUGAGUAAGACUCGACAAAUCGACAAGAUCCAGUGUGCCAAGACGUUGAUUCUGAGUCUGCAGCAGCUGUUUAACGAAAUGCUGUCUGAACUCGGUCACGGGUUCGACCGCUCCUCCUCCGCAUUCUGCGGWAUCAAAGAGUUGGCGCGCCGGUUCUCCCUGACCUUCGGCCUCGACCAAGUGAAAACCCGAGACGCCAUCGCCAUGCUCCACAAGGACGGUAUAGAGUUUGCGUUCAAGGAGCCCAGUCCUCAGGGAGAGGGAGGCCCUCCCCUCAAUUUGGCCUUCUUGGACAUCCUCAGCGAGUUCUCCUCCAAGCUGAUGAGACAAGACAAGAGGACUGUCCACAUGUACCUAGAGCGCUUCAUGACGUUCCAGAUGGCUCUGCAGCGAGAGGACUGCUGGCUUCCGCUAAUCUCCUACAGGAACUCGCUGCAGGCGGGCGGCGACGACGACACCAUGUCGGUGAUGAGCGGCUACUCCAGCCGGGGCUCCUCGGUCCGCUCCAAGAAGGUGAAGCCCCCGGCGGUGACGGCCGGAACRUCGGCGGCAAAGAGGAAGCUGCCAGAAGAGGAGAGCAGCAGCGGCGACGUCUGGCAGCAGAGCAUUCAGACCCCCGUCAUGUUGCCUUCGCCUCAUCUCACCUCCACUGCCAUGCGGGACCCCAAGAGGGGGCGGGACGACAGCUACAUGGGGGUCUACGCGCUCCCCCACGAGCAGCAGCCGCCGCCCCAUCCUCACCCACACCAACAGCACCAUCCGCAGACGCCUCAGCACCACCAGACUCCCAUGGAUUACAAUUCCCAGGUGACGUGGAUGCUGGCCCAGAGGCAGCAGGAAGAGGCGCGCCAGCAGCAAGAGAGAGCCAUGAACUACGCGAAGCUCAGGACCAAUCUGCAGCACGCCAUCAGUCGGCGCGGCACCGGGCUCAUGGAGGAGGAUGAAGAGCCCAUUGUGGAGGACGUGAUGAUGUCAUCGGAGGGGCGGAUGGACGACCUCAACGAAGGCAUGGACUUUGACACCAUGGACAUCGAUCUGCCGCCGUCUAAGAACCGCCGUGAGAGGUCUGAGCUCAAGCCGGACUACUUUGACCCCGCUUCUAUCAUGGAUGAAUCGGUAAACUUUUAAGUUUUUUUUUUUUUUUGUUGUUUUUUUUGUUUUUUGUUCCCCUCCCAUCCUCUCCAGACUGUGUUUUAUUUAUCGCUUGGCAAACAAAUCCCAGUAUUUUCAUUAUGCGAAGCAGAAAUUAGGGGCUUGUAAACGAGAAGUUUGAUUGGACAACGUUCAGCGGAGUGGAGUCGUUUUUUUUGGCCACACUCCCGGCGCUGAGCAAUGUCUUGUGAAACUUUGCGAAAGGUUCAUUUGACCAGCUGGUGGCCAAGUGUAACAUUAUUGGGCCCUCUCGGUGCUGCGAUUAAUGCUAGUGUAAACAACCUACAGACUGCAAGACCGGCCCCUGAAAUGCUCCUUUCAGCUGGCAGAAAGGGAACAUGGGGACUUAAUGUAGAGGUUUUUGUUUGUUUGUCUGUUUGUUUCAACUAAAACUGGGGCUUUAAAAAUCAAAUCAGCAAACGGGUUCACUUUGCUUCAGUUUUUCCAUCUGUUGUGGCUGCCAAAAGAAAAGGGGGAGGUUAUAUUUUAUUUUUUUAAGCACAAAUUGAAUGUAAUCUGUUUAGAGGGGCACAAAAGAGAAAGAAACAAACUUUAACUAAGACAAACUUUUUGCCGGUUGCAAUCAUGAAAACAUUGCGGUAUCGUUCCUCUAAAGUCAUUACUACUUUUUCUUGUGUAGUUUUGGGUUUUCAAAAACUAACGGUGGGUUGCCGGCUUUAACCCUAGAAGGACUCCGACAACUUUUGCCAGUCUGAUCAGAAGUUCAGAGAAAAUCGCAUUUAACCGUGUAUCUACAACUUGUUUUUUGCUUAUUUGUGGCAGAGCUGCUGAAUAUGUAGUGUCUAGCAAAAGUUUGUUUCAGGCCACGAACUUCAUUGUGUUUUCUCAAGGUUUUAUGUGACUUGCAAACAUAAAGUGGGGCAUCAUAUAGAAACACAAGGAUGCCUGGUUUUCAAAAUUUAUUUGCCAACAUUUGAUGAUGCUAAUAUGCUUUGAUAUUUAGGGCCCUUUUACUCUGGUGGCUCAAAAUAAAAAUCCAACAAGUGGAGUUUCUGAAGCAACCAAAAUAGACUUUUGUGUCAGAGAGGCUCUUUGGAAGUGAUGGGAAGAAGAUGAAUCCAGGGCCUSGAUGGAGGCAGAGGUUGCAGUUUAAUUUUUAAAUAGUUUUUAUUUCUCUCUUACUCGUGCUAUAAUUUUCGUCAUAUCUCUCGCUAAGUUUAUGUCAGGUUUUGUGCAUCUUAAAAAAAAAAAAAUCCUGACUGUCUGUAUCCUACAUUUUUUUGUAAGCCUGUUAAAAUGGCCUAGUUAAAGUUCAGGCUGCAAUCAAAUUGAGAAUCCAUGGCGCGGUAAAAAAAAACAAAAAAACGUUCAGAUGAAUGUUCUCCAAUGAAGAACAACCCUGAGAAUCCUCUUCAUAAGACCACAGUCUUCAGUCUGAGGCUUCUUCAGUCGCUGUGAGACAGACGGCUACAGGAGAGAUGUUUUCAGCAUCUACAACAACAAUUUGAAAAAAGUUACAUUUGAUAUCAGUGUUUUUUUCUUUUUUUAAUGUAUUUGGUCUAUUUUGGAAAGAAAAAUGGAACAUUUGUUUCCUCUUCCUUCUAAUUGUAAUCUACUUUGAGUUGGUAUGUCACAUAAAACACAAUCACAUUUGUGGUUGCAACAAUAUAGUUACAAAAAACCU